AUGGCCGCAUGGAAUCAGAAACCUUGGGGAUCUUCCCAAAAGGAGGUAGUCAUGAACUCGGUGAGCCAUUUUCUCUGGCUGAAUAUAGAGCUACCCCUCAACCGAGCGAUCCGCCCUGGCCAGUACGUGCAGCUUUGGAUGCCACGAGCCGGCUUUCGGGCUUUCUUUCAGCUCCCUCGGUUCUAUGUUGCAUUCUGGGAAAAUGGACCAACUCAAAGAAUAGUCCGUAUGGUAGCAGAGCCGCAACCCGGGCUUACGCAAAAGCUGUAUCACGAAGCACUGGAAUCCCCGGCCAAGCAUUCGGUUAUGAUACUCGGACCCUACGGACACCCUCUCGAUUUCUACCGGUUCGGUACAAUCCUCUUCGUCGUGGAGGAUAUUGGAUUCUUUCGAGCGCUUUCAUACAUUGAGAUGUUGGUGGAGACAAGCCGCAGGCGCGAAGUGAUGGUGCGAAAGCUAGAGGUUCUCUGGAAGCGCCAGGUUGGCAAAGAUGAGAAUCCACAAUGGGUAAAUGAAUGGAUACAAGGACUUUUCAAUCGCGACUGGAGAGCGUUCAAGAUUUUGCAAUUCAGCAUCUACUGCCCGCGUACUCAGGCAGGACCCCAGAACAAUAUUUCCUACGAAUAUGCAGAAAGGAUUUGCUACUUUUAUGGCUCGAUCAAAAUCGAGGAAGAAGUUGAACGGUAUCUCAACAACCACCAAUGCGGAGCUGUGGCCGUAGCGGUAUGUGCGGGUCCGUCAAUACGUGCGGCUGUGACAAAGACUGUACGGCUACACACAGGAAGAAAUCUCCAGCUAAUGGUUUUCGACCCCGAUAUGAGCCCUGCGCCGGAUGGAGUUGUAGAUUCACUCAGCAGCGACGAGACUCCAGUUGACCAGGGUUCACCACAUCAACUUUUGGGACAGCAAGCUACAGUACUCAUCGCCUAA
Messenger RNA from Penicillium griseofulvum, 930 nucleotides. RefSeq lists its product as uncharacterized. The transcript has 5 exons. Gene Ontology annotation, biological process: copper ion import; intracellular iron ion homeostasis; iron ion transport. The coding region runs from base 1 to 930 and encodes 309 amino acids. Gene Ontology annotation, molecular function: ferric-chelate reductase activity. The record is from RefSeq and is a predicted model, not a curated record. Gene Ontology annotation, cellular component: plasma membrane. Lineage: Eukaryota; Fungi; Ascomycota; Eurotiomycetes; Eurotiales; Aspergillaceae.